Spirodela intermedia is the source of this 360-nucleotide messenger RNA. The record is from the annotation of a GenBank genome assembly. Lineage: Eukaryota; Viridiplantae; Streptophyta; Magnoliopsida; Alismatales; Araceae.
AUGAGGAGGAGACUAUCUUCGUUCUUGGAGAGGAUCCCGCCGGUGCGUUCGUCGUCCGCGGCGGCGUUCCGGCGAACAAUGUGGAUGCCGGCGGUGAAGCGGCUGCGGGGAUGGUCUCUGAGGAGGCGGUGGGAGUGGGGGAGGAGAUGGGUCCUCUCCCGAAGAGUCCACUUCGCUGGAGACCUGGAGACGAACGAGGAGGAGGCGGCGGCGCUGGGCGGCCGCGGCGCUGGGACAUGGCAGCGUCUCCUCUACAGGCUCCACCGCCACCUCCGCCGGCCCUCCGGCGGGAAGGGCUUCCGGUACGAUUUCUUCAGCUACGCCCAGAACUUCGACGAUGGCGUUCGCGUUGAAGAGUGA